AUGAGUGGCCGCAGUCGUGCCUACUUGGGCCUGCGUGGCACCAAGCUCAACAUUGCAGUCGGAGUCAUUGCUGGGCUUGAUUUCCUUCUUUUCGGUUAUGACCAGGGUGUUAUGGGUGGUCUUUUGACCCUGGAUUCUUUCAUCAAGCAGUUCCCGGAUCUCGAUACUUCCUCGCAGGCAUAUAACAAUAUGAGCAAGCCGCAGCAGAUCACUCGCUCGGAUAUCCAGGGUACCUCGGUUUCUGCUUACAACGUCGGAUGUUUCCUCGGUUCUAUUGCCUGCAUCUGGAUCGGUGACAAGCUCGGUCGUCGCAAGACUAUUUUCACCGGAUCUGCCAUCAUGGUCAUCGGUGCUACCCUGCAGUGCACGGCCUUCACGCUGCCUCACUUCAUCGUUGGCCGUAUCGUGACUGGGAUUGGCAACGGAUUGAACACCUCAACUGUGCCGACAUGGCAAUCCGAGUGCUCCCAGUCUCAUCGUCGUGGUCAGCUGGUCAUGAUCGAAGGUGCGCUGAUUACUGGUGGUAUCUGUCUCAGCUACUGGCUGGAUUUUGGCUUCUCCUUCCUUGAUCCCAACUCCGUUUCGUGGCGAUUCCCCAUUGCAUUCCAAAUCGUCAUCGCCCUGAUCAUUCUUGCUUUUGUCUUGUUCUUGCCCGAGUCCCCCCGAUGGCUCAUCUUCAAGGGUCGUGAGGACGAGGCUACCGAUGUGUUGACUGCCUUGCUGGACGCCAACCGGGAAGACACUCUAGUUGAAAACGAAUUCAUUGCCAUUAAGGAUACUGUCUUGGAGGCUCAAAACACCACCUGGCGGGAUCUUUUCACCAUGGACGAAAACCGUCACUUCCACCGUGUGGCUCUUGCCUAUGUUAACCAAAUGUUCCAGCAGAUCUCCGGUAUUAACCUAAUUACCUACUAUGCUGCUACCAUCUACGAGAACAGCAUCGGUCUCUCAGGAUUCCUGUCCCGAAUACUCGCUGCCUGCAAUGGUACUGAAUAUUUCCUGGCUUCUUGGCUGCCCGUCUUUAUCAUUGAGAGAGCUGGCCGUCGGCCCCUGAUGUUGAUCGGUGCUGCGGGUAUGUCCGCCUCGAUGAUUGUUUUGGCCAUCUGCACGAGUUUCGCCGGCCAGACUAAGCCUGGUAUUGUGGCUGCUGUAUUCCUGUUUGUCUUCAACACCUUCUUUGCGUGGGGUUGGUUGGGAAUGACCUGGCUGUAUCCCGCCGAAAUUGUGCCCCUGCGUAUUCGCGCCCCGGCCAACGCGCUGUCCACCUCGGCCAACUGGGCUUUCAACUUCAUGGUCGUCAUGAUUACCCCGGUGGCAUUCGAGACUAUUGCCUACCAGACUUAUAUCAUCUUUGCUGUCAUCAACGCCGUCAUCUUUCCCAUCACCUACUUCUUCUAUCCCGAGACGGCGUACCGAUCUCUCGAAGAAAUGGACUCUAUCUUCCGCAAAACCAAGUCUGUCUGGAGUCUGGUCCGCGUUGCACGCGAAGAGCCUCGUCGUUAUGGCAAGAAUGGAGAGUUGCUCAUCAACUACACCGAAACCGAGGAGCACUUCACCCGUGUUGGUGGAAACACUGAGCAAGAGAAGCACAUAAACAAGGAGCAUUCCAAUCCUCAAUACCACAUUGAGAAUGGAGACGCAGGCCACGCUUCUGAGUCGAGCUAG
Talaromyces atroroseus is the source of this 1665-nucleotide messenger RNA. RefSeq lists its product as hypothetical. The record is from RefSeq and is a predicted model, not a curated record. Gene Ontology annotation, molecular function: carbohydrate:proton symporter activity. The transcript is spliced from 5 exons. The coding region runs from base 1 to 1665 and encodes 554 amino acids. NCBI's taxonomy places the organism in Eukaryota, Fungi, Ascomycota, Eurotiomycetes, Eurotiales, Trichocomaceae. Gene Ontology annotation, cellular component: membrane. Gene Ontology annotation, biological process: carbohydrate transport; transmembrane transport.